This is a messenger RNA of Pediculus humanus corporis (human body louse), 1917 nucleotides long. RefSeq lists its product as uncharacterized. Gene Ontology annotation, molecular function: ubiquitin protein ligase activity. The coding region runs from base 1 to 1917 and encodes 638 amino acids. Gene Ontology annotation, biological process: protein polyubiquitination. The record is from RefSeq and is a predicted model, not a curated record. The transcript is spliced from 10 exons. NCBI's taxonomy places the organism in Eukaryota, Metazoa, Arthropoda, Insecta, Psocodea, Pediculidae.
AUGGCUCAUCAGACGGAAAAUUAUGCGACCGUACAAAGAUUUUACAUGAGAACUUUUGAUUCUUUUGCUGAAAUAUGUGCCUUAUUUAAAAACGAUCCCGAUCAGGAAGGCGGGAGACUGGAAGAUAGCGAUUUAAAAAUGGAUUUAAUAAAUUCAGUUCAUGAUAUUUUAAGAGGAAUGCCUUCUUUCAUUCAUAAAGCCGUACUUAAAUCGAUUGUAAACGCUUUGAUUGAAGAAGAAAGAGAAUUACAUUCUAAAGAUAACGUUCGAGCUUAUUUCGUGUUGAUACAAAAUCCCGUUUUUUCAUCUCAGUCGACUUAUACCAUUUUUGCUCAUCUCCUGAGGCAAAUAGUUGAAUUGCCAACGGAAGAUCAUCAAUUACUAGUGUGCUGGUUUAAAACAUUAGAAGUGAAAAAUCUUCGAAUGGUUUUGAGGCAUAUUCUUCAAUUCAUAACGAUUCGUCAUUUUCCUCCGGCUGAAAAGAGGUUGCCAUUUAUGGGAAAAUGCAAAUGGUGGAUUCCAAAUGCUGCAAAAGUUUUGGCACUUUUAAAUGCUGCAAAUGAUUCUAGUGAUCCGCCUCAUCUUCUCCACUACACCGAAUUUUACAAUUCAGCUUUAGAUCAUAUUGAUUUAAUGCAAGAAUAUUAUAAUUGGCAAAAUCCGCAACAUUUUGGACAAUUUUCAUAUUGUCAAUAUCCUUUUGUACUCAGCAUCGUAGCCAAAAGAUUUAUUUUAACAAAAGAUUCAGAGCAACAAAUGAUAUUAACCGCUAGAAAAUCGUUAGUGGCGAAAGUAAUCAGACAUCAACCUCCUCAAAUAGAUAUUUUUUUUUUAAAUAUUCACGUGAGAAGAUUUCAUUUAGUGAGUGAUUCGUUAAAUGAAAUUUUUUUGAAACAAAAAGAUUUAAAAAAAAAAUUGAAAGUGAGUUUUAUAGGAGAACCUGGAUUGGAUAUGGGAGGACUCACGAAAGAAUGGUUUCUUUUAUUGAUUAGAGAAAUUUUUCAUCCGAAUUACGGAAUGUUUGUUUAUCAUCCUCAUUCAAGAUGUUAUUGGUUUAGUACCGAGCGAGAAAAUAAUCUUAGAGAGUACAAUUUAAUUGGUGUUCUAAUGGGUCUCGCCGUAUAUAAUUCCAUAAUUUUAGAUUUACAUUUUCCAUCAAUUUGUUAUAAGAAACUUUUAUCACCGCCUGUUGUUCCUUCAGCCGAUACAUCUGCCGUCGGUAUCGUCAAAGAACCAACAAUUGACGAUUUAUCUGAAAUCAUGCCAGAGGUCGCAAAAGGAUUAAAAGAUUUAUUAGAUUACGAAGGGAAUAUAGAAGAGGAUAUGUGCAUGAAUUUUCAAGUAUCACUCGAAGAAUAUGGCGAAAUAAAAACGUAUAAAUUGAAAGAGAAUGGAGAAAAUAUUCCCCUGACAAACGAAAAUAGAAAUGCUUACGUUGAACUUUACUUAAAUUGGAUUUUAAAUGCUUCCAUUUACGAAAAGUUUCGAGCUUUUUAUUUAGGCUUUCACAGCGUUUGCGCAUCGAACGCAUUAAUCAUGCUCAGGCACGAAGAGGUUGAAAUGUUAGUGUGCGGCUCACCAAAUAUAGAUUUAACCGAAUUAAGAAAAGUAACGGAAUAUGAUGGUUACAAGCCGGAUGAUCCGAUAAUAACCGAAUUCUGGAACGUGUUAGAAUCAUUAUCGGACGAAUUGAAAAAAAAAUUUCUUUUGUUUACCACGGGAAGCGAUCGAGUACCUGUCGGAGGUAUGGGAGAAAUGACGUUUAAAAUUACACGUGUCAAUAAUCGUCCCAGUAAUUUACCGGAAGCUCACACUUGUUUCAAUCAAUUAGUUUUACCACAAUACGAAACAAAAGGAAUACUCAAAGAAAAACUUAUAAUUGCUAUUUCAAACGCCGAAGGUUUUGGUUUGGAAUGA